Messenger RNA from Paramormyrops kingsleyae, 5682 nucleotides. It is a transcript of the gene gabrb1, whose product is annotated as gamma-aminobutyric acid type A receptor subunit beta1. Gene Ontology annotation, biological process: monoatomic ion transmembrane transport. Gene Ontology annotation, molecular function: extracellular ligand-gated monoatomic ion channel activity; GABA-A receptor activity. Gene Ontology annotation, cellular component: membrane. The record is from RefSeq and is a predicted model, not a curated record. Lineage: Eukaryota; Metazoa; Chordata; Actinopteri; Osteoglossiformes; Mormyridae.
CAUUUCUGAUGGUUUUCCUCCCGGGCGGCUCUAUAGCAGCUCAUGUAAACCGCGCUGGUCUUUCCGUCUUGUUAAACUGCUGUCAUUCUUACCGUGAAUUCAAAUGCGUUUUUAUUUUCUCUCUGUUUCCAGCUCUAACAAGUAAUUAACUUGAUCGCUAACUCGUGGCGUGCAUUUAAUGAAGAUAAGAGGGCUUCCAGGUAAACCAGGGAGGGGGGAGAAAAUGCGCAGCCGGGGAAACGUGCUUGUGUUUCAGGAUGUCCUGUAUCGCUUAUUAAAGGUGGACGGGGAGCGGCGAUAGACGCCACUCCUGCUUAAGACCUUAAACGGGAACCUGCUCGAUUCAAAGCCGAUCCGGACACCGCUGCGUCGUCAAAUUUACCCAAAGACUGGAAGAUCUGACCGGCAUAUUGAUCCGGUUCAAUAGCUGAAUCCCCGGCGAUCCCAGUGCAAACAGCAAGACCAACGCUCAAAAAUAAAAAAAAAGACCUAUGUAGAAAGCAGAGUUAUUUCCCCUCCCUUUUCUUCUCUGGCUGGAAGGGGAGAAAUCAGUUUUGGGGCAAACAGCGUUUUGAUGCUGGCGGAGCUGCGCGCAUGCGUUGCUCUUGUCGGAAUAAUUGCGCUCAACGGGACUAAGUUGCAUUCCCUGGUUCUUCCGUCAAAGUCAUUUCUUUUAAUCAAAGUUAGAGAUGUGGACUGUUCAGGACCUAGGACGCCUUGGGAUUUUAUCUCUUCUUCUCACGGUCGGCAUGGUCUCCUGUGCGCAAAGCGCGAACGAGCCCAGUAACAUGUCAUACGUGAAAGCGACGGUGGACAAACUGCUCAAAGGAUAUGACAUUCGCUUAAGGCCUGAUUUUGGAGGCGCUCCCGUGGACGUUGGCAUGAGCAUAGACAUCGCCAGCAUCGACAUGGUCUCUGAAGUCAAUAUGGAUUACACCAUCACCAUGUACUUCCAGCAGUCAUGGCGGGACAAGCGUCUGUCCUACACGGGGAUCCCUCUCAACCUCACCUUGGAUAACCGUGUGGCUGACCAGCUGUGGGUGCCGGACACAUACUUCAUCAAUGACAAGAAGUCUUUUGUGCAUGGCGUGACAGUGAAGAACCGCAUGAUACGGCUGCACCCCGAUGGCACCGUGCUCUAUGGCCUCCGAAUCACCACCACGGCCGCCUGCAUGAUGGACCUCCGCAGAUACCCCCUGGAUGAGCAGAACUGCACCCUUGAGAUCGAGAGCUAUGGCUACACCACAGACGACAUUGAGUUCUACUGGCAGGGAGGCAGCUCUGUCACUGGAGUGGACAGCAUCGAGCUGCCUCAGUUCUCCAUCAUCAACUACAGGACCCUCUCCAAGAAGGUCGUCUUUGCAACAGGAUCCUACCCCCGACUCUCCCUGAGCUUCAAGCUGAAGAGGAAUAUCGGUUACUUCAUCCUACAGACCUACAUGCCCUCCAUCCUGAUCACCAUCCUGUCCUGGGUCUCCUUCUGGAUCAACUAUGAUGCGUCCGCGGCCCGAGUGGCUUUGGGAAUAACAACUGUGCUGACCAUGACUACCAUCAAUACUCAUCUCCGUGAGACCCUUCCCAAGAUUCCUUAUGUGAAGGCCAUCGACAUCUACCUGAUGGGCUGUUUCGUUUUCGUCUUUUUGGCGCUCUUGGAGUACGCCUUCGUCAACUACAUCUUCUUUGGCCGGGGCCCCCACCUGCAGAAGAAAGUUGCAGAGAAAGCAGCCAAGACCAACAAUGAGAAGAGCAGACUAGACUCCAACAAAGUCCAGGUGGAUGCCCAUGGCAACAUCUUGCUGACCAACCUUGGGAUCCACAAUGAGGUGAGUGGUGCAGAGAUGCUGGCGGGCCUGGGGGACCCACGGGCCACCAUGUUCUCCUACGACAGCGCCAGCAUCCAGUACCGGAAGCCCAUGGCCAGCCGGGACCUUUACAGCCGACCGGCCGUCGACCAGCCGCUGGGCCACAAGAAAAGCAAACUACGCCGCAGGGCAUCCCAGCUCAAGGUCAAGAUCCCCGACCUGACGGACGUGAACGCCAUAGACAAAUGGUCCAGGGUGAUCUUCCCCAUCACCUUCACUUUCUUCAACCUGGUCUACUGGCUGUACUACGUCCACUAGGGGGCGCCUGCUUUACACUUUAUAUAUUUUCUCUCUAAAGGCUCUCCUUUUUUUUUUUUUUCUUUUUCAGAACUCUAAGGUAAGGUAUUCAGCCAUUGUUUAUUUUUCCAUAGCAGUAUAAUUUUAAGAAGAAUAUGGAGCUGUAUGCUCCACUUCAGUGUAAAUAUAUUUUAAUAUAUAAAACAUAAAAAGGAUAGAGACAAUAAUAGUAUUUUAUUUUCCCAUAAUUGUACCUGCACAUUGAAAACAGAAUCAUAUGGACCUAGUAUUUGAAUAAGGCUCAGAUGGAUACAGAAGUGCUCUUUCUGUUCUGAUGUUAGGGGGUCCAACCUGUUGCAGCAAUGGCAUCUGACCUCGCAGAUUCUGUGCCAAACCGGACUGUGAUGACUUGAAGAUUUGUGAACAAAACACUGUGUUAUUUCUUUGUAAAGAGAAUAUACCCAUUUGUAUGUGGCAACAGGUUUCCACGUUCUGGAUGCGGCAAGGAUGCUCUGUUUAAGAAAGCAAUUAGCUCUGACUCACUAACCUUUUGUUUUUGAUGAAUGUUUUGUUUUACCGAUGUCCUGUGACAAAAAACUGCCCUGGCUGAUGAGCAGAUUCUAUUUUGUCUUCAUCAAGGGCGCUUUGCUAUUUUUUUCUGUUUGACGCAAGCAGUCAUAUAUUAAUUUCCCACUAGUCUUGCAUAUGCCAGCAUUCAUUCUUGCAUGAAAACACUGAGCUUGUUUGAUUGCUCAACCAUUUAGCUGCUUAGAUUAACCUGAAGCAAUGGAAGGCUUCAUUAUUUAUUCAUCAAUUCCAUUCUUUCAAAAAAUAUAGAAUUUAGGCACAUAACUGCUAUAAAUUGAAAUUCAUUAGUCUGGGAUUAUGUAAAAUGCAAAUUUCAGGUAAAAAAAAAACAAGUUACACUUUCAAAUCAUUGACAAAUACACAAACAGGGUGUUCUUUGGGAAACCACUGUAGAGAUUCCUCAAAAAAAUUACUUUCCAGGCGUGAUCACACCUUACUUUUUGAAUGCAAAGUCGUGUUUCAUCUAUCUAAUAUUUUAUGUACUUUAAAUAUAUAAAUAAUAGUUAUGAUGAAGAAUGAAAUUGAAGUGCUGUGGGACAAAAUUUAAUUUACAUGCAUUGAGUCAAGGAAAACCUUAUUCAUUUAUUAAGCAGGUGCACUAAUCUAUAACAUAUUUUAACAACUACUUUUUUGAUUAAACAAUUGAGGACUCUACUUUAUUAAUUAUAAGUCAUGUACCUAGAACCCCUGAAAGGCAUCAUUAAUUAGACCAUUAACUAUAUGGUUGUGUAAUAACAUAAAAAGUGAAUACGGGGGAUUUUGUUCAAUGACUGAAGACAAAUCAUGGAGGGAAAUUUGAAUUUGAAAAUGUGAUCCAGUACAGCCCGGUGUGGGUGCAAACAUGCCCAUGUAACCCAAAGUGUAGAAUGGAAAAUUUUUGAUUUUAAUAUAAUAGUAAUAUGUGCCCUAAGAGUGUCAUGUGAGUCUAUGGAGUUAAAACACUAAUGUUCCAAAACUCUUUCCAGUUUUUGUUAGUUUGUAGAUGAGAACCCCGAUGCCGUAAAGUCAGGCUUCCUCAUCAUAUGUUACAGUAUUGGGGCCCAAAACUUACUCCGUCCUCAUCUAAUCAAACGAAGAACUUUUGUUAAAUGUCAAAAACUCAAGUCCACAGAAUGUUAAUUUUUUAAAAAUGUAUUUUGUAGAUUGAGUUCUGGAAAUGUCUUAUUCGUUUUUAUUUAUUCAUUCAGUUUAAUAUGGUCCAGAGAAGUCCUCUGUGGAUCUAAUAUGAUAUUGGUGUUAGUUCACAUCGUCAGCGAAUAAAAUGUCAGUGCAGAGUUAGAACCUAAACAACUGAAUCUUGUAAUAUAUUACGGAAUGAAGUACAGCAAGGCACAGUUAAGGGUUCGCAUUAAAAUUUGAGUGGAUGGAUCUUAACAUAAUCACAUGGGAAAAGCUAAGAGAGAAAUGUGAAACCCGGGAAUUGUGGGAAAAGGAGUGAAUAGGCUAUGUAGCUAUGGUAGGGAGGGAUUGUGGUUGAAACUAGAUAUCGAUUGGGUUCUUGUCUUUUUUCACUCCCUUACAAAGUUUUUAUUUUCUCUUUAAAAACAUGCAAUGGUGCUUGAGCUUUGCUUUGUCGUUUCUUCAUUAUAAGCUGUCAUCAGUGGAAUUUCAGUUCUUUUUAAAGAAAUAUUAUGGGGUUGUGAUGAUAGGGUAGCUCACAGUGCACUUGGGUGUUACAGCUUACUUUUUGUGAGUUGCAGUCCACUGGAAAUGAAAAACAGCAACACUCAAUUGGCCAACUACGAUCCAUUAACUCUGAUUCUGUGGAGUACAAUCACUUUGCACUACAAAAAAUUGGAAUUAAUCAGAACUAAAUAGGAUGUGAGGGUACCAGGGUUCAUUAGACUGAAUACAACAAAUUGGGCAUGUUUCAAUAGGAGAAAAUAAUAAGCAGUGUGCUCUUUUCUCAUGGCUGAAUAUUGUGCCUUUAAACAAGAAACUAAAUAUUUUCACAGGGUUAACUUAUAACUAGGCCAUAGGCUUUAAAAAAAUAAUAAACUUGUACUUUUUUAAAAGAAGAAAUAAACCAACAAUAUUGUUGACUUUUGUGAUAUAUAUGCUAUAUGUACUGUAUAUAUACUGUAGUUAUGACAUUCCAGCAUUAUGAUGACAAUCUGUAAAUACAAAAAUAUAAUCUUGUCUGCUGGUAUGUUUUCUUUUCGUAGAUUCUAUUGUUACUAAUGAUGUUGUUGCUGUUAGUGUAAUAGUUGCUUUUUAAAUAGAUCAGGGCUGCCCAAUUCCAGUCCUGGAGGGCCAGUUUGCAUCUGAGUUUGCAGAUUUCCCUGCACUGUUCAACUCACCAGCUAAUUGCCAGGUUUGGUAGUUGUGUUUGAGGAGGAAAAUCUACAAACUGAUUUGGCAAACCAGGACGGGAACUGGGCAGUGCUGAAGAUGACGAAGGUGAUUCAAGAGAAAAUGAUACAGCACUGUAUAGCUGCCAGUAAAGGCCACUGAUCUGAUAUGAACUUACCUUCCCCUCAAACAAUGAUUUUGGGCAUAAGAACUGAUGACUUCAAUCAAAGCUCUGUAAGGAACCAUUGUGUGUUGGGCUGCUGUAAAUGUAUGUGCAUUCACCUUCUUAGUGCAUUUGCCUGUACAUUUUGAAGUGCAGGUUAGGUUUGUCUGUACAUCUUGUGGUCAAAGUGGGGUCAUAACAAGGGUCCCAGUAUGCAGACUAAUAUCCCUCCAAAAGCAAAAGGACCAGAAUGUGUGUUGACAAAAAGACAAACAUGUCAGAUAUGGCCAUGGAAUGGAAUUUCAACACGACUUGGAGAUCAACUUGGAGAUUUUGUCACUUCUGCCUGGCAAAAGAGACAUAAAACAGUGGGAGACAAUGUACUGUAAAAACACUGUAACUUCUCUUGCAGAAGGUCCUUUGGAUCAAAUCCCUCUAAGCACUACUACCUUAAGAACAUGGUAUUCCCUGGCAGAUAUCAACUCAGGGAUGUUGCAAAACGCUAGCAAAACCAGUAAAAGUGGCAGCGAGCUAGAAACA